Molecule: messenger RNA, 669 nt
Organism: Ostrinia furnacalis (Asian corn borer)
Lineage: Eukaryota; Metazoa; Arthropoda; Insecta; Lepidoptera; Crambidae
Product: peptidoglycan-recognition protein SA-like
Exons: 4
Coding region: 67-630 (187 amino acids)
Biological process (GO): innate immune response; peptidoglycan catabolic process
Molecular function (GO): N-acetylmuramoyl-L-alanine amidase activity; peptidoglycan binding; zinc ion binding
Source: RefSeq, a predicted model, not a curated record
AAGGCGAGGUUAUUGAAGCACAAGUCAAGUGGAUACUAACUGAAAAACAAUAAACGAUUGUACAAAAUGAAAUCGCUGGUUCUAGCAGCAGUAAUAAUGUCUGCCGGUGCUGGCCAAAGUCUAGACAUCGUGCCCAUAAAAGAAUGGGGUGGAUCAGAGCUACAGUACAAGAACGAACUUGAGACCCCGUUGCGGUUUGCUAUCGUUCACCACACUGUGACUAAUGAAUGUAGCACCGACGAGGAGUGUGUGAGUCUACUGAACAAUAUACGGGGAUUUUAUAUACAAAGUCAAAUUGGUUGGGGCGAUGUUCCUUACUCGUUCAUGAUCGGAGGAAAUGGGAAGGUAUACGAGGGCGCGGGUUGGCACAACUCUGGCGCUCAUACGUUCCUCUACAACCAGCGGUCCAUCGGGAUUGGUUUCCUUGGUGAUUUCAGAGAGAAAACUCCGACGCCAGAAGCAUUGCAGGCGGCGCAAGAUCUAUUAAACUUUGGGUUAGAAAACAACUACCUUUGGGAUGAUUAUAAGCUGCUAGGCGCUAAGCAAAUUGUUAGCACUGAGAGCCCAGGAGAUGCCUUACAGAAAGUCAUUGAGGGCUGGCCUCAUUGGGCAGAGAACCCAUUUUUUUAGGUAUUUUUGAUUAAUAAAAUUAAAGCAUUAAGUUCUCUA